Molecule: messenger RNA, 929 nt
Organism: Theobroma umbraticum
Lineage: Eukaryota; Viridiplantae; Streptophyta; Magnoliopsida; Malvales; Malvaceae
Gene: CB5LP
Product: cytochrome B5-like protein
Cellular component (GO): intracellular membrane-bounded organelle; membrane
Molecular function (GO): heme binding
Source: RefSeq, a predicted model, not a curated record
GCGAAGUCAAAAGAUUCUACACCAGGAGAGCUUCUCAUAGGCAAAUCCGUCUCUAGUCCCCUGAGCGCGAUCGCCGGACUGCCAAGAUUCGAAUCCGUAUUCCAGUUUUUCAAGUCAGUUUGCAUCUGGGAUUAUCUCAUUUUUCUCUAUUUCUUUAAAAUUGCCGAUGGGGUAAAUCUGGGUUGAUCAGUAAAAAGAAGCUGAAUUGUGAGAUAUGGCAAUAGCUGUGAUAGCAUUGAUUCUGGGUGUCUUACUUGGAGCUUUUAUUUUGAUACCCCGGCAUGGUAAAUCAGCUCAUACCAACCAGGUUCAAUCCAAUGGUAACAAUUCUAAGGCAUCUAAAUCCUACCGUAAAACAGAGGUAGCUCUACAUAAUAAGAGGACUGAUUGUUGGAUCAUCAUUAAGGACAAGGUCUAUGAUGUUACCUCAUAUGUAGAGGAACACCCAGGUGGUGAUGCCAUCUUGGCCCAUGCCGGAGAUGAUUCAACUGAAGGGUUUUAUGGGCCACAGCAUGCUAGCCGCGUCUUUGACAUGAUUGAUGACUUUUACAUUGGAGAUCUUCAGAAGUAAAUUCCAAGCACCCCUCCAUCGGGUUGUAAAACUAGGGAGGAGAAAAGAAGCACUUCUGAGGAUAUUCUUCUGUUGGCUUUUCUGCCGCACAAGUCUAACAUUGUUACGUGCUGUGCACACUUUAAGUUCCUUUCUAGGAGAAAACUAAGCAGUUGUUGAUCUCUUGCACUUGAACUAUAUUUUCUCCAUCAACUGAAUAGUUUGUGACUUCUCCUUGCUCUGAUAAUCUUGUUCCCUUCAAGGAGUUACAUGGGAAAACAUAUAGGAACAGGGUUGCCGUGUAAAAGUGUUUUGUAUUGUUUGGGUAUACGUACCCUUCAAGUUUAUUCUGAAAAGCCAAAAUUCUGAUUGUUCGAAA